This is a messenger RNA of Lepisosteus oculatus (spotted gar), 1920 nucleotides long. It is a transcript of the gene tent5ba, whose product is annotated as terminal nucleotidyltransferase 5ba. The record is from RefSeq and is a predicted model, not a curated record. Gene Ontology annotation, molecular function: poly(A) RNA polymerase activity; RNA binding. Gene Ontology annotation, biological process: mRNA stabilization. Lineage: Eukaryota; Metazoa; Chordata; Actinopteri; Semionotiformes; Lepisosteidae.
UUCUGAGAGUGGUGGAGGCUGUGACGGAGUGGGAAUUGUCUGUUUCGUUGGAAGCUCGUCUGUAUCGCAUUGAGUUUUUUUUUCUUUAAACUUUGCGGCUUAAAGCAUCGACGGUCUUCUCGCUUUAUACUUUGUCUUGGGGGGGGGGACUGGAACGUUUUCUGGAAAAUUCUAUUGAGGAAAAAGACUGAAAUAGAUAUUUCUUUCUUAAAUUGCAUAGGUUUAAUUAAUUCAAAUUGGUAAAGAGCGGAUCGCGGACUGGUUUUCAGUUGUAUUCAUUAAAAAAAAAAACAACAGGAAAAAGUCGAGUCUUGAGUUGCGGGGCUUGAUCGCCAUGUCCUCCGGUGAUGUGUCGGAGCACAGUCCGCGGUUCAGUGUGCUGUCUUGGGAGCAGGUGGAGAGACUGGACUCCAUCCUUGGAGAGACGGUCCCGAUCCACGGACGGGGGAAUUUCCCAACGCUGUCAGUGCAACCGCGACAAAUUGUGCAGGUAGUGCGAAACCGCCUGGAGGAGAAGGGGAUCCCCGUGAGGGAUGUAAAGCUGAAUGGGUCGGCAGCGAGCCACGUGCUGCACCAGGACAGUGGGCUGGGCUACAAGGACCUGGACCUGAUCUUCGGGGUGGUUCUUCCCAGCGACAGGGAGUUCCGGGUGGUGAAGGACGUGGUUCUGGACAGCCUGCUGGACUUCCUGCCCGCCGGCGUCAACAAGGACCGCAUCACUCCCCUGACCCUGAAGGAGGCCUACGUCCAGAAGCUGGUGAAGGUGUGCAACGAGACCGACCGCUGGAGCCUCAUCUCCCUGUCCAACAACACGGGCAAGAACGUGGAGCUCAAGUUCGUGGACUCCUUGCGGCGGCAGUUCGAGUUCAGCGUGGACUCCUUCCAGAUCGCCCUGGACUCGCUCCUGCUCUUCGACAAGUGCUCCGAGGCCCCCAUGUCCGAGAGCUUCCACCCCACCGUGUUGGGCGAGAGCAUGUACGGGGACUUCGAGGAGGCGCUGGAGCACCUGCGCCGAAAGACCAUCGCCACGCGCAGCCCCGAGGAGAUCCGGGGCGGGGGGCUGCUCAAGUACUGCAACCUGCUGGUGCGCGGCUUCCGGCCCAGCUCGGAGGCCGAGAUGAAGUCGCUGCAGCGCUACAUGUGCUCCCGCUUCUUCAUCGACUUCCCGGACAUCGGCGAGCAGCAGCGCAAGCUGGAAGCCUACCUGCAGAACCACUUCGUGGGGAUGGAGCACAAGCGCUACGACUGCCUGGUCACCCUGCACCGCGUGGUCAACGAGAGCACGGUGUGCCUCAUGGGCCACGAGCGGCGGCAGACCCUCAACCUCAUCUCCAUGCUGGCCCUGCGGGUGCUGGCCGAGCAGAACAUUAUCCCCACCGUGACCAACGUCACCUGCUAUUACCAGCCCGCCCCCUACGUCCGGGACAUCAACUUCAACAACUACUACAUUGCACACGUGCAGCCGCUGGUGUCGCCCUGCAGUAAUUCUUACCAGACGUGGCUGCCCUGCAACUGAGGAGUGGAGCCGGUGAGAUGGAGAUGUACUGAUUGGGGUAGUCGGGGUUGGGGUGGGGGGUUUGGGGAAAAGUCUGCUCAGAGCAUCGGCAGCAGUCGCAUUUCUGACAUUUUCCAUUAUAGAAGGAGAACGCAAGGAAAUUUCUUUUUGCCAAAUGUGAUGUCUUUCUGCGUUUGAACUUGUACUGCUGUAUAUCUGACUUGAGCCGAUUUAUUAGAUAUAUUUUUUUGGUUUUUCUUCACAGGACUUCGGUUGUCGUGGUGUGGAUGUUUAAGCCCGAGUGGUCCCUUUUCAGAUGUAGCAAAAAGGUGGUGUGUGUGCGUGUGCGUGUGUUGGGGGAGGGGAUUGAAGCGAUUGUGCCCCCCCCCCCCCCCCCAGUGUAAAGUUAAUGUUUAAAAAAAAAA